Messenger RNA from Saccostrea cuccullata (small rock oyster), 558 nucleotides. RefSeq lists its product as uncharacterized. Gene Ontology annotation, molecular function: calcium ion binding. The record is from RefSeq and is a predicted model, not a curated record. The transcript has 5 exons. Bases 10 to 480 code for a protein of 156 amino acids. NCBI's taxonomy places the organism in Eukaryota, Metazoa, Mollusca, Bivalvia, Ostreida, Ostreidae.
ACAUCACACAUGACCAUGAAUUCUAUCGUACUGUUGGUUCUUGUGACAAGCGCGACUGUUUUCUGUCAAAACCAUGGACAUGGACAUAGUGAAUGGACGGAAGCUCAGUAUCAGCAGCAUAUACAGGAACUUUGGACCGUUAAUAACUAUGAUAAUAAUGACGUCUUCUCAUUGGCGGAACUACAUGAUGCAUUUGCGUACUACGAUUUCAAUAAAGAUGGACAAAUAAGUCGUCAUGAGUACACUUCCUUCGUCGGGUCUCAAGCUCCAGAACUGCUAAGUUAUGCGCAUGCGCUGUAUGAUAUCUACGAUGCCAACGGUGACCAUCAUCUAAGACGUGAAGAUUUAGACGCUCUUUACGCCAAAAUGGAUAUGGAUGGUGAUGGUACGGUAAGCAAGGCUGAUUUCUUCGCAUUUUGGCACCAGACAUUGGUCGCUCAUGCUCACCUCCACGGACAUGGUCAACAUCUUGUUGGUUAGAAAUCGUCAGCUUGUUAAUGAUUAUCUUUCUGUUGCCCAAUAAUUGUUCAAGCAUUGUACAUUAAAAUCUAAAAGUUG